Phytophthora megakarya is the source of this 4356-nucleotide messenger RNA. The record is from the annotation of a GenBank genome assembly. Lineage: Eukaryota; Oomycota; Peronosporomycetes; Peronosporales; Peronosporaceae.
AUGGAAGAAUUCUACAACCAGAUACGCAAAUGGUAUGAACCGACUCGACACGCCGGGCUGUUCCCCGAACAAAUGGAGAAGAUGUUAAACGAGGGCGCUCGCCGGGGUGGAAUCCGGAAGGAGUCGGAUCUACGCGGUAAUACAUGUAAUUUGCAUUCGUACACCGCCAAGAUCGCGAGCCUCCCUCAGAUCAGCGAAUUCAGUAGAUCUAACACAGAAGUGGCCUUAGAUCUUAAAAGAGGAGAGUCCCGGGAUAUUGGAAACGUCAUGCACCGGGGAAAUGAGAGAGCGAUCCUGAUCCUGGAUUCUGGUGUUGAGGUAUCAAUCGUGGAUAUCACCUUUGCUCGUAAGGUGGGAUGUAAUUUUGACACUAGUCUGAGACAGGAAUGUGUGGGAAUCGGUGAUAAUGUAUAUACUACGGAAGGAAGAACCAGGAUCAAGAUCACGUUAGCGGGAUAUCUGAUCUGGAACGGAGACCUAUCAGGACAGAAUGGGAUCCUAGGCAUGGAUUUCAUGGUCCCGGCCAGUGUGCGAAUGGACCUCGCUGACGGAUUGAUGCGUCUGCCUGACGAGGUCGGAAUACCACUUAAUGGUCGUAAGAGACUUGAGAUCAGUGAUCCUCGAACGAAGUCUGCGAAUCCCGGUUGGUCGGUCGGAAGAGACAGCGGCGAGGAUAAAAUUGUCGGCCACAGAGGAGAACGAUGGGUACCGACAGUGACGGAAGGCCCCGGUCGGAUCCGCUACCUGGUGAUCUCGAACAUUGGAGAAGAGAUCCUCCGGCUGGACCACCGUCUGGACGUUGGUAUGAUACUGGAUCAGGACAAAGUACCCGAUCCCCAGGAUUCGAGUCCGUCGGGUCACGACGCUACCGGGAAUUGCAGAAUCUGGCAUUGGAAUCGACGGUGGAUACUAGAUCAGAGCCUCCAGAACUUAUGGAGGAUCCUGCGGAGCCGGCAGUACAAUGACCAUCGUAUCCCACGCAACGAUCGAUACUUCGUCGGGCAGAAACGGCUGAUAUUCGACAGAGAUCGAACGUUGAUAUCGACCCUAGAAUCUCAAUCGAGGGCGGGAAUUGCCAACGUAGCCCAGAUCGAGGCAGAAUUUCCCGAUCCGGAAGGGGGACAUCCAUCUACGCCAUCGGAAAAUCCCAACGUCGAUCGAUACCGGAGCGGCGAUGUUGGGGGCAGCAGGAUAACAUGCCGGACCAGGCCACCAAUCGGACAGACACCAAGGAUAUCAAUACGGGAGCAUGCCGGACCAGGCCACCGAUCGGACAGACACCAAGGAUAUCAAUACGGAAAAUCGGACUGGCACCAAGGAUAUCGAGCCAAAAACGGGAAAUCCGAACUGUCAAACCCUCAAACCCAGAUCAAACUCGAUCCCGGUGAAGGAUUCGACGUAAAAUCCCCGAUCCACCCGACCAAGGGCGUCGAACUACGAGAUCCGCUGGCGGAAGGAGCACCGACCACCCCACAGAAUCCUGAGGACGAUGAUGAGAUAUACUAUCGUGGGGAUCUUACAGCUGAAGAUCUCGAGGGAAACCUCGCUGUCCUCCCCGAAAUUCCGAUCUCGACGACCGCGAAGGUCAGCAUCGAGGAUCUGCAGACUCCGGAUCGGCCACACCAGGAGAUCAAGAAGUUCCGUCAGAUCAUUUGGAAGAAGCGACACCUCCUGAUCGGCAAAGGGAACGCCCUAUCCCCAGCGGCCAGGGGCGUCGUGUGUGACAUCGAUAUCGGGAAUGCGAAACCGAUCGUACUGCGAACCCAGAAAGUACCCACGCGAUUUCGAGAAAAAGUCGCAGGCCUGAUCAAGGGCUUCUUGGCAGCCGAGAUUAUCCGACCCUCGACAUCGCCAUUGGCCUCACCGAUCGUGAUUGUCCGCAAGAGCAACGGAGUAGAUAUCAGGUUAUGCAUCGACUACAAGCUGGUAAACAGCCUCACGAGGUUGAUGGCCUACCCUAUGCCCCUGAUCAGCGAUCUGCUCGAGGACCUUGAUAAGGCGUUAUGGUAUUGCUUGCUGGAUAUGGCCAGUGGCUUCUGGGUCGUGCCCAUGACAGAUCGGGCUCGCGAGAUCUCAGCAUUUAUCACCCCGUUUGGAUUAUUCGAAUGGAGACCUUUUGGCCUAAAGAAGCAGAUUUAUCAACGCCUCGUAGACAAUGCGCUGUAUGGAUUUUUGAAGAUCUCGCAAGCCGGCGACGCUGGAGCCACAACGGACGUGUUCCAGACAGGGAUUGCGGACGAUCCUGAUCGCGAGUCGGUGUUGGGACGGAGAUCAUACAUUGACGACAUCAUGAUCGCAGCGGGAUCGUGGGAUCAAAUGGUGGAAGAUCUGUUGGAGGCUUGCGAUAAGUGGAACUUGUCGAUCAGUGUAGCCAAGAGCUUCUGGGGCAUGGAUAAGGUGGGAUAUCUGGGACAUCGAGUGUCGAUCGGAGCUCUGGAGGCGAACCCAAAAGCCCUGAAAUCUCUUACCGAUCUGCCAUUCCCCGGAUCACUUCGAUUUAUGCAGUCAUUCCUGGGUAGUUUGAAUUACUACAGCCGAUUCAUUGAAAACUACGCUAUUUAUGCCUCGAUGCUAUAUGAACUACGCGAGGUGGAGUUUGCAGAACUGGAGAAACGAUCGGAUCUAAGGAAAAUCAUGGACCAGAACGACCCGAUUGCACGGGAUCACGGUCCACCGGAACUGCAGCUGACGGAACCAUUAGAUGAGAGGUGGAUCAGAGCGCAAAUGGCCUUCAUCACCCUGAAAAUCAAGAUCGCGACGACCCCAAUUCUCCGCCACUUCGACAAGGCGAGAACGCCGGUAGUUGUUGUAUAUGCCAGUGAUUGGGCAAUAUCCGCUUCGUUGACGCAAGAACAGAAAGGGAUCUACCAUCCGGUUGCGUUUGCAAGCCGCACCCUGAAGACGAACGAGCUGAAUUACAAUGUGACCGAAAAGGAGGUGUUGGCAUUGCUGAGGAUCUUGGAUCUCUACUACAAUUUACUAGUGGGACGCGAGAUCCGGGACGCGAGAUCCGGGUCCAAACGAGGCAUUCCACGAUUACAGGGUCGCCUAGGGCAAUGGUCAGCUCUCCUGGUCCCGUGGACUCUCGAGAUCACGAAGUGCAUGAGAGGCGAGGACGAGAUACUGGGAGCGAUCGCUGCCAGCAUCACGCCGAGGGCGAAGAUGGACGACGCUCUGACCGACAUCGCUCCUCGGAAGGAACCUAAACGCCGGAUCCAAACGCCAAUACCCACCUGUGGAGGGGGUGCGUUCAGCGCGAUCGUGUGGAGUCUGCCCGGAUGGGAGGUGGUCAAAGCUAGAUCGCGCUAUCUCGAGAGUCUCACUGUGAACGAAGCCGAGUAUAACGGCCUGCUCCUGGGACUCGACAUGCUAGGGAACCUAGAUCACAAGCGCCUAGUCAUCUGCGGUGAUUCCAACUUAGUGAUCCGACAAGUACGGGGCGAGAUCGAUUGCAUAGCGCCCAGGCUGACGCUAUUGAAGCGGAAGGCCCUCGAUCGCCUGAGGAAAUGGAGCGAUCAUGAACUAGUACAUGUGAAUCUAGCGAGUGCCGCUUUGCAACGACAAGGCGGGAUCGAGGUUCAAGGAGGACCCGAAUACCAAGGCCUGGUCACCUUGAGCCGGUUGGACGAAAUCCUGAUUCCCAAGACCGAGGCCCCGGUCGGUCACCACCCGAGCUUCUCGAGUAAGAUCACCCGUGGGAGUCAUGCGAGAGGACCUGAUCCGGGAGAUUCGAGUCGAUCGGAUCAGGCAGGCCAGGAGAAGGAAGUCUGGAUCGCAGGUAUGAAGAAAUAUCUGAGUGGCUCGAUCGCCGACCUCACACAAGCAGAAAAAAGGUCGUACGGCAAGAUCACGGCCGACUAUGAGGUGGAUGAGCAGGAUCUACUCUUUUAUUGCCCACCCACCCCGAGAACGGUGGAGGACCGCGAUCGGUUGUUGAGACUGGUGGUGCCCGAAACAUUGCAAUCGGACGUGUUACACCACUAUCACACUACGCUGGGAGGAGGACAUCAGGGAGUGGGGUCGUACCUACCAGCGGAUCAGGGAUCACUUCCACUGGAGAGGAUUAUAUCGGAGCGUCCAGCGAUAUGUGGGGGAAUGCGUGGACUGAAAACCGGUGAUCGGGGUGAAUCACCGGGGAACUUGCAGGCGACGUACCCGUUCCAGAUCAUUGCCAUGGCAUAUACCGUCGCUGCCCAGAUCCCACAAGGGGAAUACCGAGUUAUUGAUCUGGGUCGCUCUGUUCACGGGAUACGUGAUCGCGAAAGCCAGCUCGUCCCGAUCGGCCCAGACGGUCCCGGAAUCGUACGAAGAGUGUGUAUCUCGAUGGUUCGGAGCCAGCGAAAUGAUCCGGCAUGA